UGAUGUUGUCACGCCUAAGUUUUUCUGUAUUGUUUCCGCUGUUGAGAUGGUUGAUUUAUGAAUUUUCUAUAUUUGGGACAAUGGGUCAUGAAUUUUGGGUGUCUUGACCUUAAUUUUGCUUUGAAAAAUCGAAAUUUUCAUAUAAAUUUAAUAUGGGUAGGAUUUGUUCGACUAGAAAUUUCGUUUUUUUUUUUUUUUUAAGUUGCUGCGGAAUUUAGCAGGUUUCUAGUUGUGAAUGUAUUGGCCAAUUUGUUUAUUAUGAUUUAUGUUUGACGUUAGAUAUUUGACAAAGAACAUGGAUAGUGAUGGCUGUGGUAAUGUGGUUUCAUAUAAUUGAGUUUGCAGCUUGCACAUGCUAGGCCAUGGUCAAUCUUCAGAUUCAGCUUUAGAUAUGAAGUUUUCUAUGUCAAGUUCUGGAUUGGCACUGGAAGCAGGGCAACCUGAAUUCAAUGGAAGAAUCACAAACACCUUUUCUUCCUUCAGAUAUUUCUGAAUCCAUCCCUUCUCAUAAUGCUGGAAGGUUACAUUUAGAUGGGCAUGGAUUUCGUGGGUUGCCUUUUAUUCAGGGCUUCAAGAAGAGAGGUCAUGGAAGUCGUUCUUGGAUAAAAAUUGAUGAGAAUGGAAACUCGAAGGUUUUGGAGCUUGACAAGGCUGCUAUUAUGAGACAUUGUUCUUUGCCUGCCAGAGAUCUCCGGCUUUUGGAUCCUUUGUUCAUUUACCCUUCUACAAUAUUAGGAAGAGAUAAGGCUAUUGUAGUCAGUCUUGAACAGAUCAGGUGUAUAAUCACAGCUCAGGAGGUUAUACUGAUGAAUUCCUUAGAUGGAUGUGUUGUUGAGUAUGAGUCAGAAUUGUGCAAGCGCCUUCAGUCAAGCAAAGAUCAAUCUGAUGAUCUGCCUUUUGAGUUUAGAGCACUGGAGUUGGCUUUGGAACUAACAUGCAUGUCCCUAGAUGCUCAGGUAACAGAGCUAGAAAUGGAGAUAUAUCCUUUGCUAGAUGAACUAGCAUCCUCUAUUAAUACUCUUAACCUAGAACGUGCACGCAGACUUAAAGGUCACCUUCUUGCCUUGACACAGCGGGUUCAGAAGGUUCGUGAUGAACUUGAGCAUCUCAUGGAUGAUGAUGGUGACAUGGCUGAGAUGCAUCUGACUGAGAAGAAACAACGCUCAGAGGGUUAUCCUUUAAAUGACCUUUGUUUUCAAAGUAAUACCUCAGGUGAGGCCAAGGUACAUUCAAUAUCUGCUCCUGUGUCCCCAGUGGGGUCCGUCAGCGGAGUGCAGAAAUUGCAGAGGGCGUUUAGCACAAUUGUGAGUUCAAGCAAACAUGCAAGCGUAAUUAGUUCAUCUAAUAGUGGAGAAAAUAUUGCACAACUGGAAAUGCUGCUUGAAGCAUACUUUGUCGUGAUUGACAAUUCUUUCAGCAAGUUGUUAUCGCUGAAAGAAUAUAUUGAUGAUACUGAAGACUUGAUCAACAUAAAACUGGGCAAUGUUCAGAACCAUCUCAUUCAAUUUGAGUUACUACUUACAGCAGCUACCUUUGUGGCUACAAUAUUUGCUGCUGUAACUGGUGUGUUUGGAACGAACUUUACAGCAACUAUAUUUGAUUAUCCAUCUGCUUUUACUUGGGUUCUCCUUAUAACUGGUAUUUUCUGUUGCUUAUUGUACUCUUCUUUCCUGUUUUAUUUUAGACACAAGAAGCUCUUUCCUCUGUAAAUUGUACAAUGCAAAUCAUUUAUAAAUGCAAACUUGAGAUUUUUUUUGGGUAAAA
Messenger RNA from Ziziphus jujuba (common jujube), 1764 nucleotides. RefSeq names its product magnesium transporter MRS2-5. The record is from RefSeq and is a predicted model, not a curated record. Gene Ontology annotation, molecular function: magnesium ion transmembrane transporter activity. The transcript is spliced from 8 exons. Lineage: Eukaryota; Viridiplantae; Streptophyta; Magnoliopsida; Rosales; Rhamnaceae. Bases 450 to 1709 code for a protein of 419 amino acids. Gene Ontology annotation, biological process: magnesium ion transport.